GCCACCCCUAUGGCUGAGCAGCCCGUCCCAGAGAUAGCCCUGCUAGCCCAGGUGCUGGCCAGCACUGAGGCCCCUGCACUCCGCAGCACACGCCGUGGGUCCCAGCCCACAGCCCCAGCCCGGGGCCCUGAGGACAGCAAACCUGCCCCGCUGCUCUCCCGCCGCAACUCCAUCCUCAGCCGCCGCAGCUCCUUCGGCAUGGUCCCGGGGAGCAGGCGGCCCUCCAUUGGCCCCUGGAUGCUCCACAGACGUGUCAGCUUCUCUGGGCUCCCAAUUUUCCAACCCAUCCUCAAGACCCGCCUUGAAAACACUUACAGGAUAGGGCCGGACAAAGGCUGCAGGUUUGACGCGGGGCGGGUGCAGCGGGUGCUGGAGGGGACCCUGGCCUGUGCCUUGGGGACCACUGUGUACAGUGCCCAGGGCAGUGCCCCACUAGCCCUGAGCCUGACUGAGCUGCUGCAGAACCAGGCCAAGGAGGUGGUGCCACCCCGCUACAAGCUGGUCUGCCAUGUGGUGCUGGGCCAGCAGGGCCAGCAGAGCCUCUUGGUGGCCAGCCGGGGCCUGUGGGACCCUGAGACCGACAGCUUUGCCUCUGCCACCUUCUCCAACGCCUCCCUCUUUGCUGUGGCCACAGUGUACGGGGUCUACUUCGAGUAG
Messenger RNA from Camarhynchus parvulus, 657 nucleotides. RefSeq names its product Tctex1 domain containing 4 (gene DYNLT4). The coding region runs from base 10 to 657 and encodes 215 amino acids. Gene Ontology annotation, biological process: microtubule-based movement. Lineage: Eukaryota; Metazoa; Chordata; Aves; Passeriformes; Thraupidae. The record is from RefSeq and is a predicted model, not a curated record. Gene Ontology annotation, molecular function: dynein intermediate chain binding. The transcript has a single exon. Gene Ontology annotation, cellular component: cytoplasm; cytoplasmic dynein complex.